CACGCCAAAUCGCCUCGCCUGUGGAGAGCUGGACAGCUAGCCGCUUGCUAACCUUAGCGCCCGACCGACGGGGCUGUUGUGGCUGCCUGCUCCUCGGAAGCGCUGGGCAUCACGAGCAAGUUGGAAGCGUUCAAGCAACAUAAAUCCAAUGAGAAAUUGUGUCGCCGACGAGAAAUAGCUUAGCUGUACACGAUAACACCAAUGAUACAUGCACGUUUCCGUGCUAAUUAAUAAAAGUGCCGACGGAUCACAUCAGUAUGCCACCAACGCGAUCGCCAGUGACUUCCCUAAACGCUAAAGCUAACCAGUAGAACGUCGCUAAAUCGAAGCGUUUCAGUCAUGAUGUAGAACAGUGCUACUCAAACUUUGGACACCAAGAAGCACCCCCAAAAACAUACUUAGCUCGCCGACUACCACAAAAAUAGCCAACAUUAAAAUACAGGAGCUGAGUAGGCCUAAAUAUUGAUCAAAAACGAGACAGCAGUGUAUUCCCAAGCGUGUACUUGUACAAGAAAAAAAUCCGUCAUUUUUCGUGAAUAAACCAAAAACUCAAAAGUGUUUACACGUGUACAUCGAAGACUAUAGAUGGAAUAAUACUACAAGAAAUCUAAAAAAAAAAUUACCAUGAGUAAAAAUAACUCGCAACGAAUCAACAAUGAAGUCAUAAUCUUAUAUGAAAAACAUUAGAAUAAGGUUGAAAUAUAAGAAAACGAACAAAUAAUUUGACAGGAAUCAAGUCAAAAUGUUUUCUUGACACUCUACACACGUACAUUGCGAUUGCAAGCAGCUACAUCUCCAGUACAAACAUGCAAACAUUUAUGUAGGCUGAGGCAGGGGAAUUAAGGGAAAAAGAAUCAUCACGUUUCAUUUGAUUGAAGAGGAAAUCAUGAUUAAUACACGAGUGUUCAUUGAUUUAAAGUAAAUUAAUAAGUAAAAUAAAAUCUUCCAAUAAUUGCAAUUAAAAAAUACACAUAAACACCACUGUGUCGAGGCAAUGUGGUACAGUUUGCCGACAAGAAAGUGUUGUCAUCCAUGUUUACCUUGAGGCUGGGGUCUUAAACUCAACUUUUGUGGGGGCCACCCACCAGAGAUCGAGUCUGGGUGUGUCUGGGCCGCAUUAAAUAUACCACAAAAGGGGUUUUAAGAUUUCCAAAAAGGUACAGCGAAUCCAAUCUUCUCAAUCUUUAUUAAUAACAGUUCAGGACAUUAAUAGUUCUUCAUAACUUGAAUAAGAUUGGUGACCCUGUCCACUCUUUCAUCGCCCUGCUACUUAGCAUGCUCCAAAGCAUUUCUACUUGAGUAAUGGCGGCUGAUUUCUGGAGCACUCCAACUCUCUCUGUGUAUUCAAGAUACAGAAUGUCGCAGUACCCUUGUCAUCAAUAACGACAAAAAAACAUUCAGUCUCCUGUUUUACUUGAAAUUGAUUGUCCUCAUCGCCAACCUUUCUUUUCAGUGAAGUGUUUUUUGUUUUUUUUACGGCAGGUUUAGGGAAAAAAAACGCAACUCUUUUGGGAGUGGGUGACAGAAUAUCAUUUCCUUUCACUUCGUGUCACUUCAGAAUCACGUUUUGUCAAAAGCUGUCUUGAGCCUGAGCAAUGGCAGCCCAAAAGUGAUUUUAAAAAAUGAUGCUCAGUGCAACGACAUGGCAAAAAAAAGCACGGGCCGCAAAAGAUCAUCCUGCAGGCUGCAAAUGACCCCCGAAUUGCAAGUUUGAGACCCUUGCCUUAAAAUAUCUCCACAUGGCUGACGUUGCACCUACCCGGAAGCGAUCAAAGGGACAAGCUUCUAAAGUGCAAAAUGGUUCGCUGCAUCAGAAGGAGACAGUCCAUGACAAUGACUUUGAGCCGUACCUCACUGGUCAGUCAACUCAGAACAACAGCUACCAGUCCAUCACCGACCCUUACCUGUCCAGUUACUACGCUCCUUCCAUCGGUUUUCCGUACCCACUCAGUGAGGCUCCUUGGUCCACAGGCGGGGAUCCUCCAAUUCCAUACCUCACCCCCUAUGGACCCUUGAGCAAUGGCGACCAUCAUUUCAUGCCGGACACGGUUUUCGGCCAGCCGGGCGGCCUGGGGAGCAGUGUUUACCCUCACAGGUUUAAUUUUUUCCCCGAAAACCCUGCCUUCUCCGCUUGGGGGACGAGCGGCUCCCAGGGCCAGCAGACUCAAAGCUCAGCCUACGGUGGAAGCUACAGCUACCCGCCCAGCUCUCUUGGAGGCACUAUUGUGCCUGACGGUCAGACGGGCUUUCACAGUGACACGCUCAACAAAGCCCCCGGUAUGAACAGCCUGGAGCAGGGCAUGGUGGGUUUGAAGAUCGGGGGCGAUGUCAGUGGCCAGGCAUCGGCGGUCAAGGCAGUGGGCUCUGUAAUUGGUGGGGCCGCCACGGGGAACGGAGCCACGCCCAUCGGGAUGCCCCCAUCCAAACCCACUUCCUGGGCAGCCAUCGCCAGCAAGCCGGCCAUGCCGCAGCAGCUGAAAGCUAAGGUAAAGCCCGGGCUGACCACCCUGGGGGGGGCCCUCCCCCCACCGCCCAUCAAACACAACAUGAACAUUGGCACUUGGGAAAAGGGACCCGUGACCAAAGUGGCCAUGGCUGCGCUGCAGCAACAUCAACAGCAGCAGCAACAACCUCAUGGUCUGCCUCAUGCCAUGCCCCAUCAAGCCCCCAUGCAGCCUCCCCCUCCCCCCUCACUGGUGCAGCCUCAGAUGCAGCCCAUGGGCUUACAGCACCAACCGCCCCAGCACCACCCGCCGCCCACUCAGCCCUUCCAAAACCACGGCCAGCCCCCGCAGGCCCAAACCCGUUGGGUGGCCCCACGCAACCGCAACCAAGUCUACGGGCAGGGAGGUCCCAGCCACGACGGUAGCGGGAUGAUGGGUCUGCUCGGUAGCGCAAGCUGUGGCCCCCAGACUUGUGCCAGCCAGGGACCUGGUGGCGAGUCCCACCCAGUGCUGGAGAAGCUCCGUGCCUCCCACAGUUAUAACCCCAAGGACUUUGAAUGGAACCUGAAGAACGGGCGCGUGUUCAUCAUUAAGAGCUACUCCGAGGACGAUAUCCAUCGCUCCAUCAAAUACUCCAUCUGGUGCAGCACGGAGCACGGCAACAAGCGAUUGGACUCGGCCUUCCGCGCCAUGAACGGCAAAGGCCCCGUGUAUCUGCUCUUCAGCGUCAAUGGCAGCGGCCAUUUUUGCGGCGUGGCCGAGAUGCGUUCGCCAGUGGACUACGGCACCAGUGCUGGUGUUUGGGCACAGGACAAGUGGAAAGGCAAGUUUGACGUAGACUGGGUGUUUGUUAAGGACGUGCCCAAUAGCCAGCUCCGUCACAUCCGCCUGGAGAACAACGACAACAAGCCGGUGACCAACUCGCGCGACACGCAGGAGGUUCCUCUGGAGAAGGCCAAGCAGGUGCUCAAGAUCAUCGCCACCUACAAACACACCACCUCCAUCUUUGAUGACUUUUCUCACUAUGAGAAAAGACAGGAAGAAGAGGAGGAAGUGCGCAAGACGUUUGAACCUGCUCAGACUCAGAGCCGCACUCGCUUGGAUCAGGAGCGCCAAAACAGGAAUAAGCAAUAGCGGACGUUUAUUUUUGGCUUGGUCAAGUUACACGAGGACAUGAUUGAUUUAAGAGACAGAAGAAAUUAAAUGCAAACAAAUCCUUUGUGAUUUUUCUUCAAUUCUGGGAUUUUUUUUUUUUUUGGCCGUCAAUGAAUUUGUUCUUCCUUUUGCCCGUGUACCCUCUACCCCACACCCAACACUUCUUGUGCAGGGAUUGAGUUGAUUUUGUGUAUUAUGAAUUACCUCCUUAAAAUCAAUUUAGUCUAAAACUAUAUAUAUAUAUAUUUCCUUAACAUCUCGCUAGACUGGUCGAGUUGUUUCUUGCGCCCACUAUCUCCUCUUAUCUGAUCUCUUCAACUGCAUCAGGUUUUGAUUGUGUCCUCCCAGAAUAAAUCUGCCACUUUUAUUUUUCUGCACAAUCAGGAAUGGUCAUGUCCUAUCCCUAUUUGUCCACGUGGGGGCAGCGUUGGCAAGUUGUCGAGGUAUAACCACCAACAGGGAUGGAACGUCCUAAAGGCAACUUGGAACUGUGCUAUAAUAAAACUUAGCUGCUUUAGUUUUCAUUCAGAUUGACAAAUUCUCUCUGUUUUUUUUUUUUUUUUUUUUUUGUGUACGACUGACAUCGUUAAUGUUGGUUUUCUGGAGCUAUAGUUUGUUUUUCUUCCCAGAAUCGAACUAUAAACACAGUGACACUGCUGGAGAAAUCAGGGAUCGUGUGACAUCACACAAGACUUGAGACAUUUCAGAGGAGUAUUCUGGGAUAGAACUAAAAAAAAAAAAAAAAAAGUCCUCCAAAAACCAGGACCACGAUUCGCCAUUUUAACAAACAAAAAAAAAUCAUCAAAAUGUAUUCUCCACAUCAUGCAUCCACCACUUUCCAUUUUUACAAUCAAAAUGUCGUUGCUUUGUGUUUUGCUCCAAGAAAUCUGUCACUAUUCUGUCUUAAUCCUCAUGUGUUAUUUUGCCCCCCUAACAACUCCCACCCUGAGUUAGCCAAGUCCAUUUUGACUGCCAUGCUAAGCUUUAAUGUAGAAGCCUAUAUAUUCAUGGAGGAGGCCUCAAAAUUUAUAACCUAAUCAGAAUAAUUGUAACUGCUUUACAUU
Molecule: messenger RNA, 4663 nt
Organism: Hippocampus comes (tiger tail seahorse)
Lineage: Eukaryota; Metazoa; Chordata; Actinopteri; Syngnathiformes; Syngnathidae
Product: YTH domain-containing family protein 1-like
Exons: 6
Coding region: 1740-3578 (612 amino acids)
Biological process (GO): mRNA destabilization
Cellular component (GO): cytoplasm
Molecular function (GO): N6-methyladenosine-containing RNA reader activity; mRNA binding
Source: RefSeq, a predicted model, not a curated record